Molecule: messenger RNA, 1139 nt
Organism: Macrobrachium nipponense
Lineage: Eukaryota; Metazoa; Arthropoda; Malacostraca; Decapoda; Palaemonidae
Product: C-type lectin domain family 17, member A-like
Exons: 4
Coding region: 61-582 (173 amino acids)
Source: RefSeq, a predicted model, not a curated record
GUACAUUAAGUCUGUUUUCAAUUCAUUGAGUGCUGCGCAAUUUCCAAUUUCGCUCCUCCUAUGGGAAACCUACAUCUGCUCUGUGUCAUUGGUGGGCUGGUUCUUGGUGGGACGUCCUCCAGUCUGUGUGGGUCUAGCCCUUCACAGGAAACAGAUGGUUGCCCCCCUCCAUUCGAGGACGUCUUCGGUCGAUGUCUCUAUUUUGCUGAGCUGACAAGUACCUGGAAUGUCAUGAGGCUCUACUGUCAGGACUUAGGAGGUGAUUUAAUGAAGGUGGACAGCGCCGAUUUCUUGUACGACCUGAUUCAACUCCUCGAAGAUAAAGAACUCGUGACAGACCACUUCUGGCUGGGUGGCAACGACAGGGAAAAGGAGGGAGAGUGGAAGUGGACGGACGGGACCCUGGUGAAGAUGGGGUCUCCCUUCUGGGGCAUCAGCUGCAACGCCGACACCGUCAGCAGGGAACCCCAGGGCGGAGAGGCGCAGAACUGCAUGACUUUCCAGCGUCGAUUCUUCUUCCUCUUCCACGACUCUGACUGCGCUGAGAGUCACUCUGCCAUUUGCGAAUACGAAAUCAAAUAAUGACCUGACAGUCUCAGCUCUCCCUGUUUUGUGCCGUCUGUUAGCACGUUAUCGAUGGUCUAAUAUUGGUAUCCUCAGUUAUUUGUGAUCUACUUAGUUGUGCUUUACUGUUAGAAUUGUCUCUGCUCUACUGUUUAUAUUGUCAGUUGUGACCUACAUAGUUCUGCUCUACUUUUGGUACUGUCAGUUACUUGUGAUUACUUUGAUGUUAACAACUGUUGGUAACUUGGUAUUGUCAGUAGUUGUGACCUACUUCGUGAAGAAAUGUUAAUUUUUACUCCCUUUUUUGUUAUAUAAAAAUCUUAGUUUGUGGAAUCUUAUUGUUUAAGUUUAUGGUCAUUUUAUUUCUUCCAUAAGAAGAAAUAAUUAAAAUAUAUAAUGAUAAAUGAGACGAUAAUGCAGUGGAGCUAAAAUUUAGGAAGCUUAGUUUUUCAUUUACUAUCAAUAACAAAAUUAAUAAGAGGAAGGAGAAGUAUUUCUUUGUGUUCACACAUCUCGAGUAACCUUAAGAUUCCCAAAUAAACACGUACGAAAGCACUUGGUACAGCAAUACCGAA